CCGCUGCUUGGGAAGGAAGAAAGCGACCACAGCGCCACUGCCACGAGGAGGACUGGGCUCUGGCUGUCAGGGCCAAGGGGGCUGAGGAGGCCCUCCUGGAGCCUGCAAGAAAGGAGUGUCUGCGCUGCGAGGCUGAGGGUCUCCAAGGCCUCGGUCCUGUGACAAAGCCCCCACCCAUCUGCCUGACCCCAAGCCAGGGCUGUCCAGUGUCCUCACUCCUGAGAGGCUGCCUCAGGGUCGGGGGGAGUUGGAGGGAAUGGGAAAACAAGUUGGUGUUGAAGCAGCUGCUUCCAAGAGGUGGGAGGAGCUUUGGGGCUGCCCUGCCUGGGGCAGCUGCCAGUCCCCAGCCACAGCCCCAAGGCCAGGAGAGCCCAUGGAUCAGCAGGCAGGAGGGCUGCAUGGCAGCUUCCCAAACCAGCUGUGUUCAUGCUGUGCAUAGCUGAGAUGUGGGGGGAGCAUUUGCCCUGGGGCAGACCAGGUGUGCUGAGCCCUGGGCAGUGCCUGGUGGGGGUGGGGGCAGGGGCCAGCCUCAGAGAGCCUUCCUCAGCCACCAUGUCCUGCCAGCUUUCCCCCACUAGGACAUCACUGUUGGGGGUCCUGGAAGACCAAGGACCUUCAAGCACUGAAGCCUGGCUCUCCCUAGCUCCCUGUGGUCCUGCAGCCUGGAGUUCCCAUGGCCUCACUGAGCCGAGCCCUGCGUGCAGCCACUGCCUGCCCUCGCUGGAGCCCUGUCCAGGGCCUGGGGCUGCGCUCCCUGACCAGCGUAGAUGGCCCCACGGCUGAGAAGAGUGUGCCAUAUCAGCGGACCCUGAAGGAGGCACAAGACCCCUUGGCAGUGACCCAGGGCCCCAGCCAGCCUCUGCCCAGCACAGCCAACGUGGUAGUCAUCGGUGGAGGCAGCUUGGGCUGCCAGACCCUGUACCACUUGGCCAAGCUGGGCGUGAGUGGAGCAGUGCUUCUGGAGCGUGAGCGGCUGACCUCUGGGACCACUUGGCACACUGCGGGACUACUAUGGCAGCUGCGGCCCAGCGACGUGGAAGUGGAGCUUCUGGCACACACGCGGCGCUUAGUAAGCCGUGAGCUGGAGGAGGAAACCGGGCUGCAUACGGGCUGGAUCCAGAAUGGGGGCCUUUUCAUCGCGUCCAACCGGCAGCGCCUGGACGAGUACAAGAGGCUCAUGUCGUUGGGCAAGGUCUAUGGCGUGGAAUCUCAUGUGCUGAGCCCCGCGGAGACCAAGGCGCUGUACCCACUGAUGAAUGUGGACGACCUCUAUGGGACUCUGUACGUUCCGCAUGACGGUACCAUGGACCCUGCUGGCACCUGCACCACCCUCACCAGGGCAGCCACUGCCCGAGGAGCACAGGUCAUCGAGCACUGCCCAGUGACUGGCAUCCGUGUGCGGACAGAUGACUUUGGUGUGCGGCGGGUCAUGGCUGUGGAGACAGAGCAUGGCUCCAUCCAGACACCCUGUGUUGUCAACUGUGCAGGAGUGUGGGCAGGUGCUGUGGGUCAGAUGGCUGGAGUCAAGGUCCCCCUGGUGGCCAUGCACCAUGCCUACGUUGUCACUGAGCGCAUCCAGGGGAUCCAGAACAUGCCCAAUGUCCGUGACCAUGACGCCUCUGUCUACCUCCGCCUCCAAGGGGAUGCCUUGUCUGUGGGUGGCUAUGAGACCAACCCCAUCUUUUGGGAGGAGGUGUCAGACAAGUUUGCCUUCGGCCUCUUUGACCUGGAUUGGGAUGUGUUCACCCAGCACAUCGAAGGUGCUGUCAACCGGGUGCCCGUGCUGGAGAAGACGGGCAUCAAGUCCACAGUUUGCGGCCCAGAAUCCUUCACUCCUGACCACAAGCCCCUGAUGGGGGAGGCCCCUGAACUCCGUGGGUUCUUCUUGGGCUGCGGCUUCAACAGCGCAGGAAUGAUGCUGGGUGGUGGCUGUGGUCAGGAGCUGGCUCACUGGAUCAUCCAUGGGCGUCCAGAGAAGGACAUGUACAGCUAUGACAUCAGGCGCUUCCAUCAGUCCCUCACGGACCACCGCCGCUGGGUCCGCGAGCGAAGCCACGAGUCCUACGCCAAGAACUACUCUGUCGUGUUCCCCCACGACGAGCCGCUGGCUGGACGUAACAUGAGGACAGACCCCCUACACGAGGAGCUCCUCGGACGAGGCUGUGUGUUCCAGGAGCGGCAGGGCUGGGAGCGGCCAGGCUGGUUCUACCCGCGAGGCACAGUGCCGGUCCUGGAGUAUGACUACUAUGGGGCAUAUGGGAACCAGGCCCAUGAGGACCACGCCUACGGUCGGCUUCUGGCAGACGAGUACACUUUCGACUUCCCACCCCACCACGACACGAUCCGGGCGGAGUGUCUGGCAUGCAGAGAGGCCGCAGCGGUGUUCGACAUGUCCUACUUCGGGAAGUUCUAUCUGGUGGGGCCGGACGCCAGGGCAGCUGCAGACUGGCUCUUCUCUGCGGAUGUCAGCCGACCCCCAGGCUCCACGGUGUACACCUGCAUGCUGAACCACCGUGGGGGCACGGAAAGUGACCUGACUGUCAGCUCUCUGGCCCCUGGCCCCCAAGCCUCCCCACUGGCCCCUGCUUUUGAAGGGGAUGGCUACUACCUGGCUGUGGGCGGGGCUGCGGCCCAGCACAACUGGUCCCACAUCACCACUGUGCUACAGGACCAGAGGUUCCAGUGCCAGCUCAUUGACAGCUCUGAGGACCUGGGCAUGAUCAGCAUACAGGGCCCAGCCAGCCGGGCCAUUCUGCAGGAGGUGCUUGAUGCAGACCUGAGUGACGAGGCCUUCCCUUUCUCCACUCACAAGCUGGUGACAGCUGCCGGGCACCUGGUCCGGGCCAUGCGGCUGUCCUUUGUGGGAGAGCUGGGCUGGGAGCUGCACAUCCCGAGAGUGUCCUGCGUGCCUGUGUACCAGGCCGUGAUGGCAGCGGGAGCCAGGCACGGCCUAGUCAAUGCAGGGUAUCGAGCCAUUGACUCCCUGAGCAUCGAGAAAGGCUACCGGCACUGGCAUGCGGACCUGAGGCCAGAUGACAGUCCCCUGGAGGCAGGCCUGGCCUUUACCUGUAAGCUCAAGUCCCCUGUGCCUUUCCUGGGACGUGAGGCCCUGGAGAAGCAGCGGGCCUCGGGCCUUCGCCGGCGCUUGGUGUGUUUCACCGUGGAAGAGAAAGUGCCCAUGUUGGGGUUGGAGGCCAUCUGGAGAGAUGGCCACAUGGUGGGCCACAUCCGCAGGGCGGACUUCGGGUUCACCAUCCACAAGACCAUCGCCUAUGGCUACGUCCGCGACCCCUGCGGUGGGCCGGUCUCACUGGACUUUGUGAAGAGUGGCAACUAUGCGCUGGAGAGGAUGGGGGUGACCUACACUGCUCAGGCUCGCCUGAAAUCUCCCUUUGACCCCGACAACAAGAGGGUGAAAGGAAUCUACUGACGGGCCCACCAUUGCUCAGGAGGCCCAAAACCCCAAGGCCCGAUGCCCCAUCCCGACACCCGUCAUUUCCCACAGGUUCUAAAUGGCCCAGAGUUCUAGGAUCCUGGACUCGAGCCACAACUCAGGCCCUCCCCAUUCUUAGUCUAGACCUGGUCCUGCUAAACCUCCCAAACAAGACAUGGACAGAGAGACUGAGAUGGACCAUCCUGCAGCCACCAGCCAGAGAGUGGGUUCUAACCCACCUAGCUGUCCUGCAAAUGUCCAGGGUUCAGGGGUCAUGCCUUUGUCCUUUGGGAGCUUUGGGGAGGUGCUUAGUAAACACAAGCCCAGUAUAAAGGCAGGGAAGCAAA
Otolemur garnettii (small-eared galago) is the source of this 3780-nucleotide messenger RNA. RefSeq names its product sarcosine dehydrogenase (gene SARDH). The transcript is spliced from 22 exons. The record is from RefSeq and is a predicted model, not a curated record. The coding region runs from base 674 to 3430 and encodes 918 amino acids. Lineage: Eukaryota; Metazoa; Chordata; Mammalia; Primates; Galagidae. Gene Ontology annotation, cellular component: mitochondrion. Gene Ontology annotation, molecular function: protein binding; oxidoreductase activity.